Molecule: messenger RNA, 1267 nt
Organism: Choloepus didactylus (southern two-toed sloth)
Lineage: Eukaryota; Metazoa; Chordata; Mammalia; Pilosa; Megalonychidae
Gene: CENATAC
Product: centrosomal AT-AC splicing factor
Exons: 10
Coding region: 36-1073 (345 amino acids)
Source: RefSeq, a predicted model, not a curated record
AGCUGCCAGUCUGGGCGAUACGCAGUCCUGGACCGAUGGCGCCUGCGGAGCGCUGCCCUCUGUGCCGCCAGACCUUCUUCUGUGGUCGCGGACACGUCUACAGUCGCAAGCAUCAGCGGCAGCUUAAGGAGGCUUUGGAGCGGCUCCUACCUCAGGUGGAGGCCGCCCGCAGGGCCAUCCGCGCCGCGCAAGUGGAGCGUUACGUUCCGGAGCAUGAGCGACGUUGCUGGUGCGUGUGUUGCGGCUGUGAGGUGCGCAGACACCUGAGCCACGGAAACCUGACGGUGCUGCACGGGGGGCUGCUGGAGCAUCUGGCCAGUCCAGAGCACAAGAAAGCAACCAACAGAUUCUGGUGGGAGAAUAAGGCUGAGGUCCGAAUGAAAGAGAAGUUUCUGAUCUCUCCCCAGGAUUAUGCGCGAUUCAAGAAAUCCAUGGUGAGAGGUUUAGAUUCCUAUGAGGAAAAAGAAGAUGAAGUGAUCAAAGAGAUGGCUGCUCAGAUCCGUGAAGUGGAGCACAGCCGGCAGGAGAUGGUUCAGUCUGUCUUAGAGCCUCAGGCAGUGCUAGACCCAGAAGAGGGCUCUUCGGCACCUGGAAGCUGGAAAGGGAAAAACAGCGGAGUAGCCUCCAGUUCACAGCAGCCUUCAUACUUGGACCUGCCGGCAACUCCAGAGCUUGACUGGAUGGAGGCAGGACAACCUCUGACAUUCAUUGGCCACCAGGAUAUACCCGGAGUUGGCAACAUUCAUUCAGGUGCCACACCUCCCUGGAUGAUCCAAGAUGAGGAACACAGCUCUGGGAGCCGACAAAUAGGCCCCUCCUAUGAAGAAUUUCUUAAAGAAAAGGAAAAACAGAAACUGAAGAAACUCCCCCCUGACCGUGUUGGGGCUAACUUUGAUCACAGCUCUAGCACCAGUGCAGGCUGGCUGCCCUCUUUUGGCCGCGUCUGGAACAACGGACGUCGCUGGCAGUCCAGGUAUGUGUCCAGUCCCACGACCUGCAAUCAGUACGCCUUUGGAAACCUCCCCUUCACCCCAUUAUCCCUCAUAUCCUUUCAGACAUCAAUUCAAAACUGAAGCUGCAGCAAGGAACAAACAGCAUAAAGAAAAAAGCUAAUGGUGUCCUAACCAUCCUAGACUCAAAGACAAGUCAACAACCCCCUACCUCAGUACACUAUUAUUCUUUCCACUAAAUCCUUUGCAAUUCUCUUUCUUAAAAAACAGACAUAACCAUUCAUUUGAUUUAAUAAAGUUUUAUUUUUCAAAAUGUA